Molecule: messenger RNA, 470 nt
Organism: Physella acuta
Lineage: Eukaryota; Metazoa; Mollusca; Gastropoda; Physidae
Product: signal recognition particle 9 kDa protein-like
Biological process (GO): SRP-dependent cotranslational protein targeting to membrane; negative regulation of translational elongation
Cellular component (GO): signal recognition particle, endoplasmic reticulum targeting
Molecular function (GO): 7S RNA binding
Source: RefSeq, a predicted model, not a curated record
GCAUAUUCUACCAAAAUAAUGACAUACUUCACAUCAUGGGAAGAAUUUGCUAAAGCUGCAGAGCGUUUAUAUUUAAAUGAUGCUUUAAAAUGUCGCUUUGUAACCAAAUACAGACAUUGUGAUGGGAAACUUACUUUGAAAGUUACAGAUGAUAAAGUGUGUCUUCAGUACAGGACAGAACAUGCUCAGGAUAUUAAAAAGCUUGAAAAAUUGACUGGGCAGCUAAUGAGGCACAUGGCCUCUAAGGAAAAAUAAUCUGCAAUUGACACUGAGUUUUUCUAGAUAUAAUGGUGCAAUUUUUCAAUACCACAGUGUUGAUAGGAAGCUGUGGAACAUUUUCAGUGCAGCAAAAACCUACCCAAUAUUGGGCUUUUUAAUUUAAGUGGUGCAAGAUUGAUCUUUUUAAUGUUAUGUAAGUCAUUUAAUAUUUAUGAUAGUUGAAAUGUUUGAGUGAUACCUCUUUUGUUAUA